Porites lobata is the source of this 3373-nucleotide messenger RNA. The record is from the annotation of a GenBank genome assembly. Lineage: Eukaryota; Metazoa; Cnidaria; Anthozoa; Scleractinia; Poritidae.
AUGCAUAUCCAAGAGUUCCCCGACACUAUUUUGCUAUUAAUUUUUCGAUGUCUCAGCGAGACAGACUUGUGCCACAUUGCCCAGGUCUGCCGAAGAUGGAGGUUGAUCGCGUAUGACAGUUCACUGUGGAAGUCAGUGAAUCUUAAACGGUUUCACAAACUCAAUGAAAUGUGCCUUAUCAAGGUAAUUCGUUCUCGGAUGGUGCCAAUGCUAUACAAGCUUAACCUAGGAGGGUUUACGUUGUCGCCAAGAGUUUUUCACGUUCUAGUGGAGAAUUGUCCUAAACUAAGAGUGCUCUGUUUAGAGUCCACAACAUUUGUUGAAGACUUCACGAGGAAGGUGAGUAGUAAGGGGUAUAAAGACAAAAAAAGAAAGAAAAACGAAAAAGAAAAGAAGAUAAGACAGUGCCAAUUUUUCCCUUGCAACGAGUGGUUGAAUGACGGAGGAAACAACGCGGCGGAUAAGAGGUUGACAACUCGAACUUAGGAUGUGUAUAGGUCUGGAUUCAUGUCUUGUUCUUGCGUUGUUUCCUUAGACAAGAACUUUGACUCUUUUCACUCGGAACAGGUGCAUGUAUGGGUACCGGCGACACACCACACUGCUGGGGGUAACCCUCUUAGGGAGGGGAAAGGAGGGGUGGGGGAGGGGGGCAGCAAUGCAGCAAUAUACCAAUACACCUUGGUCUUUCAUGCUACUGAAACCGAGAUAAGCUUCCCACCGUGCAGGCUUCGAUAGUUCAAGUGCGCUUUUACCAAAGAGGUAAUAUCGGACGUGACAGCACAAAAAAGAUGCACUUUGGUGUCGCUUCAGCACUUGUUUGUUCCCACCUCGCCCACCCAGACCAGUCACGGCACAAGUGAGAUAAACCAUGACACCAGGGUUUUCAAUCCCCUCACUUUUGGAACAACGUCAGGAGUCCUUUUACUUCCCCUCCUACCUGACAUGUAAGGAUGAUAUUCCAUUUCAAUGACAAAAGUGAUGAACUCGCUAAUGUUAAUUAUAAUUUGUUUGCCUCAGCUGGGUUCUAUAAAUAGCGACUGUUUACAGCGACAUUUAAAAAUAUCAGAGCGAGAAAUAUCUUACAAGUAUUUCUUUUAAAAAGAAAACAACAACAGCGAUCGUGGUCGAUUGUCGCCUGGCUUUCACCACGCAAUCUCCCGCACAGCAGGCGAGUGACGCGCUUUAUUUGCUGUUAAUUUCUGGCUCAUGUAUUGAAUCAGCACAAAUGAUUACAAGAGAGUUAGAACAAAACAAUUUGUAAGCUAUUUGUAUUUGUUCUAGGAGACAUCGUUCCCGGACAACCUUUCAAAAUUGGAUAUACGCCACAGCUCUGGGCACCCAUGCGCCUUUAGAGUCAUGUCCCACCGUCUACAAACAGUAAAGUGCCUUGGGGUUAGUGAUCCAUUAUUUGAGAGCCUAGAGUUGGAAGUGGAAAAACGACGGGUUUUUGUCUCGCUACAAGCUGUGAGAAUACUUGAGUUCAGUUACUGUUCUUCACUCACAGAUCAAAUGGUGCGUUACAUCGCAGAAUACUGCAGGUAAAGAAUUUGGGAUGAACGAGAACAUUUUCCCCAUCACUACCCAAGAUUUUGGUUGGGAACAGAGAAUUGACUGCCAUUAAGAAUUAACUGAAGGCGGGAUGUUUAAGUCAAUCAAACGAAAACGAGAUGCAACGUUAAUUAACAGCGAGAAGCUAUUUCCUUUCGCUCUGCUGCUGCGUUAUAAGUAAUCUGAAAACUAGGUCUAAGCGUGAAAACUUGCUAAAUUUGCGCAAUCUUAAGCCUGUGUAAUAGGAGAGGUCAUUGCAAGACAGGCAUUGUUUAAUACGAAUCUUGAAAAAUCUUAUUCACAGGAAUCUUCAAUCACUCUGUCUCCGAAGAUGCAACAACAUUCAGGGUGAGAGCCUUCCGAAGCUAAUCGAUAACUGCUCGUCACUGACGUCACUGGUGCUUGAUGGCACGAAUGUUUCGGACAACGCUGUUACGUCCGUUCGCUGGGAGAAGUCGGUAAUUUCAGAAGUAGACUUAUCUUGGUGCAGACACCUGACUGAACACGGUUUAAAAUUCAUGUUACCACGCUGUCGGUUUCUCCGUUAUCUGCGACUCUGCUGUUGUGGGUAGGUUUGGGGUACAACCAAGAAACUAAUCUAGUAAUGGUUUAAUUUAUGCCACCUCUAGAUCAUCAAAACCAUGAAGCUACAACUGCAUUGAACUGUACUGGCAUGUAACUGUGACAAUGCGCUGUAGCCUCUGGCCUUGGUGGGUCACAAUCCUUUGGGAGGGAGAGUGGCACAAAGGCAUACUUGUGACGGAGAGUUGCGAAGACUCUUACGGCAGGGUCCACGAAGCUAUGGGGCUGGCAGGGCUAUAGCCAAACCGGGGAUCCUCCUGAAUAAGCUAUAGCGCCUUUAGGUAGUCGUUGAGCUUGCGCGUAGCGUAAGCUGGCCCCAGCAAUCCAAAAUAUGUUUCAAGGUCUCUGUAUGGGCCCUCUGCAACAUGAACCUUCGACGAUGGUAUUGUUUACCGUAAAAUUCCGAAAAUAAGUCCCUUCAUGUAUAAGCCCCUCCAAAUAUAAGCCCCCCAAACCGAUAACGCAAAAAACCCUCCGUUAAAUCGCCCCUCCAAAUAUAAGCCCCCGGGGGCUUGUACUUGAAAAAUUGCCCUCAAAUACAAAGUAAAACAAAGCAAAAACAGUAAAUUUACUUCCAAAUAUAAGGCUAGCCCAAUCGAUUUUAAAACGCAAAUUUCCCUCCGUAGAUAAGCCCCUCCGAAUAUAAGCCCCUCCAAAAAUAAGUCCCUCGAAGAGGGCCUUCGAAAAAUAUAAGCCCCGGGGCUUAUUUUCGGAAUUUUGCGGUAUUAACAGUUUUGAAGUCUCGAGUACGACUAGAAUCCUAAAGCAUUCUGCACCGCUAACUGCGUUUACACUGAAAAUGACCUUUUUGGUAGGCCUUGAAAAACAAAAAAAGUGAUUGGCCGGAGACAACUGUAACGACAACAGCUACUCUAUUCCAAACAGGUAUGGUCACGCAAUCACAGACGAUGUCCUGAAUGCGAUGACUCAAAACCCCUGCUCUUUUUUAGAAGUAUUGGAUCUCAGCUAUAGCAGUGAAGUAACAAACAGCGCCCUCGGAAGAUUCAUAACAAACUGCCCUUCGUUGCGAUAUCUGAGAGUCUACCAUUGUCAAAUGCUUACGUCAGCGUUAAUGAGUCUCAUUCCCAGUGACUCGCAGGUAUUCGUCGUCGCAAACUUUUUCUCGCUGCAGCGAGGGGGGCUAGUGACGAGCGCUACCUCGGAGGGCCCGUGGACAGUUUGGUCAGCGCCAAUGAGCUAUUCUCGAACGAUGAGUUUAGAUCAAAGUUUACAAGAGGACUAA